This is a messenger RNA of Hipposideros armiger (great roundleaf bat), 3848 nucleotides long. It is a transcript of the gene CILP2, whose product is annotated as cartilage intermediate layer protein 2. NCBI's taxonomy places the organism in Eukaryota, Metazoa, Chordata, Mammalia, Chiroptera, Hipposideridae. The record is from RefSeq and is a predicted model, not a curated record. The coding region runs from base 1 to 3507 and encodes 1168 amino acids. The transcript is spliced from 8 exons.
AUGGCGUCACUGCGGCCACUGCUCUGCCUCUGCGUCGCAGCCGCGCACCUGGCGGGAGCCGGAGGCACCACCCCCAUUGAGGAGCCCACAGUGACCGCGUGGGGCCUUGAAGGUCCAUCGCUGGGCGCUGGCCAGCCCUCACCAACCCUGGAGGACUGGGAAGAUGGGGCCCGACAGGCUGCGGCCCGGGUCCCAGCGCUUGCGGUGUCCGCAGAGGCCAGCGAGUGGACGUCCUGGUUCAACGUGGACCACCCGGGCGGCGACGGCGACUUCGAGAGCCUGGCGGCCAUCCGCUUCUAUUACGGGCCUGCGCGCGUGUGCCCGCAGCCGCUGGCACUAGAGGCGCGCACCACAGACUGGGCCCUGCCGUCCACCGUCGGCGAGCGUGUGCACUUGAACCCCACGCGCGGUUUCUGGUGCCUCAACCGCGAGCAGCCGCGUGGCCGCCGCUGCUCCAACUACCACGUGCGCUUCCGCUGCCCACUCGAGGCCGCGUGGAGCGCGUGGGGUCCCUGGGGUUCCUGUUCAGGGAGCUGCGGGCCGGGCCGUCGCUUGCGCCGCCGCCGCUGCUCAAGCCCUGCUGGGAAUACAUGUCCCGGGCGUCCCCUGGAGGCGCAGAAGUGUGUGCGGCCUCAGUGUCCAGGGUGCAGCCCCAAAAUGUGCGGAUGCCCCAACCACAUCCUCCUGGGCUCAGUGGUCACCUCAUCUGGCCGACCGCUGCCAGGGGCCAGGGUCUCCCUGAGAGACUGGCCUGGCAGUGUGGUCACCAGUGAUGCCCAUGGAACCUUCGGGAUGCCUGGAGUCUGUGCCGGCAGCCGGGCCAAUGUCAGUGCCCAAAUGGAUGGCUUCUCUGUCGGUGUGGCGCAGUCCCAGGCCAACGGCUCCAUAUCUGCUGUGGUCACUAUUGUUCUUGAUAAGUUGGAGAAACCCUAUGUGGUGAAGCACCCUGAGUCCCGAGUGCGAGAGGCGGGCCAGAAUGUGACCUUCUGCUGCAAAGCCUCAGGCAUCCCUAUGCCCAAGAAAUACUCCUGGUUCCACAACGGGACCCUGCUGGACAGACGAGAGCACAGGUAUGGGGCCCACCUGGAGCUUCGGGGGCUGCGUCUAGACCAGGCAGGCACCUACCACUGCAAAGCAUGGAAUGACGCGGGCGCUGUGCGCUCGGGUACCGCCCAGCUCACCGUGCUUGCCCCGGGACGGCCAGCCUGCGACCCCCAACCUCAUGAGCACCUGAUCAAACUCCCAGAUGACUGCAGUCAGCUGGGCAGUGGCCCUGCCUACCUGGAUGUGGGCCUCUGUCCUGACACGCUCUGCCCCAGCCCUGUAGGCUCAAGCCCCAGGUGUGGGGACUCAGGCUCCCGCUGCUGCUCUGUGCGCCGCCUGGAGAGCAGGGAGAUCCGCUGCUCCAGCUAUGUCCUCCCAGUCAAGGUGGUGGCCGAGUGUGGCUGCCAGAAAUGUCUGCCCCCUAGGGGCCUGGUCCGGGGACGUGUGGUGGCUGUUGAUUCAGGGGAGCCCCUGCGCUUUGCCCAGAUCCUGCUGGGCCAGGAGCCCAUUGGAUUCACCUCCUACCAGGGUGACUUCACCAUUGAGGUGCUGCCCUCUACCCAGCGGCUGGUGAUGACUUUCGUGGACCCCAGCGGCGAGUUCAUGGACACUGUCAGGGUCCUGCCUUUUGACCCUCGAGGUGCUGGUGUGUACCAUGAGGUCAAGGCCAUGCGGAAGAGAGCCCCCGUCAUCUUAGAUGCCAGCCAGAUCAACACGCUUCCCCUUGGGGAGUUGGAAGACGAACCCCCCUUGGGCGAGCUGGUCCUCCCACCUGGAGCCUUCCGCAGAGCCGAUGGAGAGCCCUAUGCGGGGGCUGUGGAGGCCCGGGUGACCUUCGUGGACCCCCGAGAUCUCACUUCAGCAGCUGCCGCCCCCAGUGACCUGCGCUUUGUGGACAGUGAUGGAGAGCUGGCCCCGCUGCGCACCUAUGGCAUGUUCGCGGUGGACCUCCGAGCCGCCGGCUCAGCAGAGCAGCUACAGGCCGGACCUGUGGCAGUGCGCGUGGCCGCCAGCCAGAUCCACAUGGCGGGCCACGUAGAGGCCCUCAAGCUAUGGUCGCUGAAUCCCGAUACGGGCUUGUGGGAGGAGGAGAGCGGCUUCCAGCGUGAGGGGUCGGCGGCCCCGCGGGUCCGCCGGGAGGAGCGCGUCUUCCUGGUGGGCAACGUGGAGUUUCGCGAACGGCGGCUGUUCAACCUGGACGUGCCUGAGCGCCGCCGCUGCUUUGUGAAGGUGCGUGCCUACGCCAACGACAAGUUCGCCCCCAGCGAGCAGGUAGAGGGCGUGGUGGUCACGCUGGUUAACCUGGAGCCUGCCCCUGGUUUCUCGGCCAACCCCCGCGCCUGGGGCCGCUUCGACAGCGCGGUCACCGGCCCCAAUGGAGCCUGCCUCCCUGCCUUCUGCGACGCUGACAGGCCUGACGCCUACACAGCCCUGGUCACUGCCACUCUGGGCGGGGAGGAGCUGGAGCCCGCCCCCUCCCGGCCACGCCCGCUUCCCGGCACGGUGGGCGUGGCCCAGCCCUACCUGGACAAGCUGCGAUACCGCCGCACAGACCACGAAGACCCUGCCCUCAAACGCAAUGGCUUCCGUAUCAACCUCGCUAAACCUAGGCCUGGUGACACCACCGAGGCCAAUGGCCCCGUGUACCCGUGGCGCAGCCUGCGGGAGUGCCAGGAGGCCCCAGUGACCUCCAGCCACUUUCGCUUCGCGCGGGUGGAGGCUGACAAGUAUGAGUACAACGUGGUCCCAUUUCGCGAAGGCACGCCGGCCUCCUGGACAGGAGAUCUCUUAGCCUGGUGGCCCAACCCUCAGGAGUUUCGGGCCUGCUUCCUCAAGGUAAAGAUCCAAGGCCCGCAGGAGUACAUGGUCCGUGCCCACAACGUGGGGGGCAGCCACCCGCGCACCCAGGGCCAGCUCUACGGACUGCGGGAUGCCCGCAGUGUCCGAGACCCGCAACGCCCUGGAACUUCUGCCGCUUGUGUGGAGUUCAAAUGCAGUGGGAUGCUUUUUGAUCAGCGACAGGUGGACAGGACAUUGGUGACCAUCAUGCCCCAGGGCAGCUGUCGCCGCGUGGCAGUCAAUGGGCUCCUGCAGGAUUAUUUGGCCCGGCACCCCCCACCAGCUCCCGCCGAUGACCCAGCUGCCUUUGCCAUGCUGGCCCCGCUGGACCCUCUGGGUCACAACUACGGUGUCUACACGGUCACUGACCAGAGCCCAAGACUGGCCAAGGAGAUUGCCAUUGGCCGCUGCUUUGAUGGCUCCUCUGACGGCUUUUCGAGGGAGAUGAAGGCCGACGCUGGCACAGCUGUCACCUUUCAGUGCCGGGAGCCGCCUGCUGGCCGGCCCAGCCUCUUCCAGAGGCUGCUGGAAUCCCCAGCGACAGCACUUGGUGACAUCCGCAGGGAGAUGAGCGAGGUGACCCGGGCACAGGCCCCACUUGCGGGUCCCCUCCGUACACGCUAGGGCAGGGCCUGGCAGUGACCUGGGCCCCAGCCUCAUUCCUCUGCCUUGCUCCAGACUCCUCUGUCCCCAAGAAGUCUCACCUCCUUCUCAAGACAUCCCCACCCCACACCCUGCUCAGAAUUCAGAGUCAAGUCUGAUGGUGGAAAUACCAGGCAGGCAAUUGUUGCUGUGUUCAAGUUCGUCCUAAUUGUGGGAGCCUGGGAGACUCUUGAGGCUAGAGGAAUUGCUCCCAGCUCACAUGCCAGCUCUGAUUUCAAUUGUAUCUUGACCCUGAUUUUAAAUAUUAUGCCCCUUGGGAUUUCUGACCUUCGGCCUGGAGCUCCCUGUGUCACUAAACUGGG